Molecule: messenger RNA, 1567 nt
Organism: Chaetomium fimeti
Lineage: Eukaryota; Fungi; Ascomycota; Sordariomycetes; Sordariales; Chaetomiaceae
Exons: 3
Coding region: 65-1210 (381 amino acids)
Source: RefSeq, a predicted model, not a curated record
AAUUCUUUCAUCUUCCAUCUAUUGGACUGAAAUUGCUGUAAAUUGAAGCAGACAUCCAUACAUCAUGCCCCGUAUUGCGCAAGCUGUCACAGUGUCGUUGCAGGAUCUCAAGAACGGAACGGUGCCGUUGGAGUCACUCCACGAAGCCUUUGGUCCGGACUCGCUAGGCAUUCUGGUUGUUAAGGAUGUGCCCCCCGAAUUCGCCGGUCUAAGGCGUCAUUUGUUGUCAUACUCGUCCUACCUGGGGAAUCUGCCCAAAUCGGAACUGGACAAGCUCGAGAACGAAAAGGCCAAGUAUCUUACCGGUUGGUCCCUCGGUAAGGAGACGCUCAAGAACGGCCAGGUGGACACGCUGAAGGGUUCCUUCUACGCCAACUGCGCCUUCUACGUCGACCCGGAACUGUCGUGUGCCGUCCCAACGGAGCAGUUCAACCCGGACAACUUCCCCGAGUAUCUUUCACCCAACAUCUGGCCCGGCCAAGCCACCCUUCCCGGGUUCAAGGAGACCUUUGAGGACCUAUGUCGCCUAAUCAUCGACGUAGCCGUCCUCGUCGCGAAAGCGUGUGACAGGUUCGCCGAGAAAGAGAUCACCGGCUAUCCCAGCGGCUACCUGGAGCGUGUCGUGAGCACCUCGACCACGACCAAGGCCCGCUUGCUGCACUACUUCCCCGAGGACCCGUCCAAUGAACCAGCCCCGGUGGCCAUGUCGGACGCGGUCGCCAACAGCAACGACCCGGACGAGGACGACUGGUGCGCAACCCACCUCGACCACGGCUGCCUGACGGGCCUGACGUCGGCCAUGUUUGUCGACGAGUCCGUGUCGAACCCGCUGGUAGCCACGCCCGAGAUCGAGCCGGUAUCGCCCGGCCUGCCGCACCUGGCGCCGCUCCCCGAGCUCGAUACGUCGCCGGACCCGGCCGCCGGCCUGUACAUCAAGUCGCGCACGGGCGAGACGGUGCAGGUCAAGAUCCCGCGCGACUGCAUCGCCUUCCAGACGGGCGAGGCCCUCGAGCGCAUUACUGGCGGCAAGUUCAAGGCCGUGCCGCACUUCGUCAGGGGCGCGAGGGCGGCGCUGAGCGAGGGCCGGAUUGCCCGGAACACGCUCGCCGUGUUCACGCAGCCGAACCUCGGUGAGAAGGUGGACAUGGAGCAGCACAUAACCUUUGGCGAGUUUGCCAGGGGAAUUGUGGCGAGGAAUACCGUGUCUUAAGGGCUGUAACUGUGGGAUAUGCCGUUGAAUAAUGGUGUUUCCUUACCUACAUAGUACGGUUCAAUCCCUGUUUGUAUGUUAAGUACACGGAGGUUUUGACCAGGAAGCUCGAGAUGGAGAUAGCUUGGCAUUGAAACAACGAAUGUACAAGUAACAUGUGUGUCCGGCAUGAUCGGAAAUGUUAAGCGUUCGACUCGUUUCUCCGGUACCGAAAUGUCAUUUUUACUACGUCUCAUCAUUUCAAGGCAGCUAAGCUCAUGGACAUAUUGAAGAGGGUAAACUCAUCAUAUCUCAUUUCGAGGUUGUGAGCUGAUGAGUGAUGGCUCGGCAUCCUGCACGGCUGCGCUAAACCCACCC